Messenger RNA from Aspergillus aculeatinus CBS 121060, 474 nucleotides. Its product is annotated as putative pathogenicity factor. The annotation marks the transcript as partial. The transcript has a single exon. NCBI's taxonomy places the organism in Eukaryota, Fungi, Ascomycota, Eurotiomycetes, Eurotiales, Aspergillaceae. The record is from RefSeq and is a predicted model, not a curated record.
CACCCGCAGCACUACCGGAAACUGAUCUCGCACAUCUUCGGCCGCAACAAGCACUCGACCAAACAGAUCCCCGCCACGCUCUGGUGCUGCUACUACUGCCGGAAGCACUACCAGCGGGCGCGGUACCGGGAGCGCGACACCUGGGCGCUGACGCAGUGCUUCUGGGUGGGGCAGAUGCUGCAGCGCCUGCGCACGCUGCCGGACCUGGUGGGGUUUCGGGUGCAGCUGCGGCUGCGGCAGCAGCAGCAUCCCCCAAGGCCAAGGCCCAGUCCAAGUCCGCCGGUGGGUGCGCCGAUGGUGCCGAGGUGGUUGGUCGAGCGGAUUACCUCCAGAGAUAACGGCGAGGUGUGGUCGUUUGAGGAGACGCAGGCGCUGGUGGGAGGGGAGAUCCGGGAGUGGUUGUUGGAGUUGAGGGCCAGGAAUGUUGCCGCGGGGGAGUUUCCGGAUGUGGAGAUUCUGCCGGUCUGGAGGUGA